Messenger RNA from Fomitopsis serialis, 1823 nucleotides. RefSeq names its product kinase-like domain-containing protein. Bases 227 to 1378 code for a protein of 383 amino acids. Lineage: Eukaryota; Fungi; Basidiomycota; Agaricomycetes; Polyporales; Fomitopsidaceae. The transcript has 2 exons. The record is from RefSeq and is a predicted model, not a curated record.
ACGAAUAUACUUUUACUCUUUACAACAUCGAUGGAUGUUCAGGCACAUACAAUUGAGGUUUCCAAGUUAAUGACACGACAGUUCCGAAACGUACAUAGAUUCGCCCCCGAUCCCGAUCUACAGUGUAGCUCGUUUCGGUACCGGCGAUGAGUGGACAUGACUGCGAUGCGUCUGAAUCAAAAAACGGAUAGACGUUCGUUGCCCACUCACCAGUACACCGUGCAGAAUGACGGGCGCAAACGACUUGGCUACUGUCGAAGGCAUACAGGCGUACAUCUCCGGAACACUUUUCGACAGCGUUGACGUCUUGCGUUUGAGCGGAGGUUACGGGAACUACACUUACAGGCUGAGCCUGCGCGCACCGUUCCACGGACAAGAAACUGUGAUCCUGAAGCAUGCAAAGCCAUACGUCGCAGCCAUGCAGAGCAUAGCAUUCUCGCUGCAACGGCAGGUCUACGAGGUCACCGCUCUGCGGCAGGUCCGCGACAUGCUCCCGGCGGACUCGCUCGUCACCGUGCCCGAAGUUCUGCGCUUCGACGAAUCCGCGAGUGUCAUCAUCAUGAGCGACUGCCAGCGCCGCGCUGGAAGCGUCAGCCUCCCUCUCAAGCAGGCCCUCAUAUCGAACGCACUCCCGCUGGCGGCCACCAUCCAGGUCGGCCACGCCCUCGGCGAAUUCCUCGCGCGCCUGCACGCGCACGGCAGGGACGAUCGUGCGUUCGCGGAAUUCUUCGCGAAGAACGAGGAAGGGAAGAAGCUGUCCGCGCUUGUCACGUACGGCAGGCUCGUGUCCACGCUCACUGGGAAUACCCUGCCCGCGCUGAUGGACCCACCGUUUGAGACGAACGAUGCGGAGCUCGAGAGGGUGGCGGCUGUGGCGGCGGAAAUGGAGCGCGAGAUGCUGGAGACGCGGGAGACGGUCGUCAUGGGCGACUUUUGGCCGGGGAACGUGCUCGUCUCGCUCACAGAUGGGGAGAAGCUGGACGGAGAUGGGAGGCCGGUGGGAGUGGGCGUCGAUGGAGUAUACGUGAUUGAUUGGGAGAUGGCGAAGACGGGGCUGGCAGGGCUGGACAUUGGGCAGUUCGUCGCGGAGCUGCAGCUCAUUUGCGACUUCAAGCCGGAGGGGAGGGAGGCUGCGUCGAACGUGAGGGACGCGUUUCUGCGCGCGUAUGGGAAGAGUGCGGGGACGGGUUUGGGCGUGGCGAGGAGAGCGCUGACACACAUUGGUGCGCACCUCGUGGCGUGGACGGUGAGGACCAGUUGGGAAGGGAAGGAGAAGAUGAGAGAGGUGGUAAGGAAGGGCGUGGACUUACUUGUGCGUGGGCACGAGGGGGCAGAGAGUUAUAUAAGGGACUCUGUAGUUGGGCCGCUUCUCAUGUGAACGAGCAGAGACUUACUGAAGUAGCCAGCCCAGUAGCGUCUGCCUGCGUUCACAUAUACGUCAGUCAAGAGGACCAUCAGUAGAUAAGUUCCAUCGAGAAGAUAGUAUAACAGUUACAGCAGAUGCAAUCAACGUUGGCCGAACAGGGCGUGCUCCAAUGCCCGACUGUAGUCAUUGGCUCCGUGUGUCCAUAGGUUGAACCAGAGUGGCGCUAGAACGAGGCCGCACGCGCAGCCUGCUAUGACUUGGGGUACGUUAUGAUGUCCGAGCCAUAUCCGGGAGACCACGAUGGUCACAGCCCAGGGUAUCGAGAUGAUGAUUGGGAGGACCCGGGUGAAUGGACUUGACGGCAGUGUGGGAUGUAUAGGCAGGUAUAAGCAGGCAAGCGCGAUAUAGGCGGCGAAGAACGUGAUGGUGGCAGAGUGCGUGCUGGGCAUUCUUGAUG